AUGCAUCGCCUCGUUCGAGAGUCCUUCAUAUUCCAUGUCGCCACUAGCCUGCCUUUCCAGGAUGAGCAUUUGCACCAAAUGGAGAUCGAGAGCGCAUUCUGUCUAGCUGAAGAGGCCGUCUAUCCUCACUUUCUUACUGACUCGUCCUAUCACUCGGACUCACCAGUACUCGGAUUUCCACCAAAGCUAUUCCGCUGUAUUUACAUGGUAUAUCGGCUAUACCAGACAUCACAAUGGGGAUCUGUGCCAUUGGAAACGUUCCAGAAUCUGGACCACGAUCUGCUACGGUGGAACAAUCAUAUCACGGCACCCAAAUUUGACACACUACUAGACCGCAAAAGUGACCCGAUCGUCCCCAACGGCUCGAUUGUCUGCUCCUGCCCAGACAUUGAGAAACCAUCACAUCCUGCGACCUUAGGACCAAGGUUAUACAUACUAGGUUGCCGGAUUCUUCUGCACCGCAUGUCAUCGGCAUGUAAAGGCGACAAGCCCAGCUUGGGGCGACUACUGCAAGACGCUAUUACAGCGGUACAACAACUUCAACCUAAGCAGGACUACUUUGCCGAAUAUUACUGCUGGCCGCUCCUUACCAUUGGAAUGAGUUUGGAACACCCAUCAGACCAGGAUUUGCUGAUGAGCCAGGUCCACGCUUUCUGGGUCGCGACAAACAAUGGAACGAUGAGGCGACUCGCUGAUAAGCUUCUUCUGUACUGGAAAUAA
Molecule: messenger RNA, 720 nt
Organism: Penicillium odoratum
Lineage: Eukaryota; Fungi; Ascomycota; Eurotiomycetes; Eurotiales; Aspergillaceae
Exons: 1
Coding region: 1-720 (239 amino acids)
Source: RefSeq, a predicted model, not a curated record